Molecule: messenger RNA, 2743 nt
Organism: Polyodon spathula (Mississippi paddlefish)
Lineage: Eukaryota; Metazoa; Chordata; Actinopteri; Acipenseriformes; Polyodontidae
Product: probable E3 ubiquitin-protein ligase RNF144A-A
Exons: 9
Coding region: 424-1305 (293 amino acids)
Biological process (GO): positive regulation of proteasomal ubiquitin-dependent protein catabolic process; ubiquitin-dependent protein catabolic process; protein polyubiquitination
Cellular component (GO): cytoplasm; Golgi apparatus; ubiquitin ligase complex
Molecular function (GO): ubiquitin conjugating enzyme binding; ubiquitin protein ligase activity; zinc ion binding
Source: RefSeq, a predicted model, not a curated record
UCUCCCUCACUCCUACAUACAGCCUAGUCUAUUUAAAGAAUUGCAAGCAAACACACAGACUAAUAAUGGCGUCUUUCCAGGCAGAUGUACCAGCUGUUUUCAUCCCGUGCUUUUAGUGCUGCAGCAAAAUCAUUUCUCGCAGACACAGCGGCAGCUUCACCACAGUUAGCAUUUGCAAUACAUUAUCGUUGCAUGGUAAAAUUGAGGCAGUGAUGACAGAGAAGUUACAGAGAAAAUGGACGUCGCCCAGUUGCUUGGUGUAAAUCGGAGAGGUUGAUUUUUCUUUCCUGUUGCAUUGUAGAUGGAAACGGCUUCAACAAAUUCCUUUCUUCUCCCUGUCCUGGAUUGAGUGAUAGAUACCAGGAGGUGUCACAUACCACAGUUACUUUCGUCUAGUUAGCGAAGAUACAGAUUUCACUCACAAUGACUACAGCAAGAUAUAGGCCUACUUGGGAUUUGGCGCUGGACCCCCUAAUGUCCUGUAAACUGUGCCUUGGAGAAUUUCCGUUGGAGCAGAUGACAACAAUAACCCAGUGUCAAUGCAUCUUCUGUACACUGUGCCUAAAACAGUAUGUGGAACUCCUGAUCAGAGAGGGCCUGGAAGUGGCUAUUAGCUGUCCCGAUGCUGCCUGUCCGCAACACGGUCAUUUACAAGAAAACGAGAUUGAGUGCAUGGUGGAAGAAGACAUUUUGCAAAGAUAUAAGAAGUUACAGUUUGAACGAGAGGUUCUGUUGGAUCCUUGUCGGACCUGGUGCCCGUCCUCCUCCUGUCAAGCCGUGUGUCAGCUGAAUGAAAUGGAGCCCCCUGCCUUGCAGCUGGUCCAGUGCACAGCCUGUAACCUGGAGUUCUGCUCUGCCUGCAAAGCAAACUGGCACCCUGAGCAGGUCUGCCAAGAGAAUGUGCCUGUGACAUCAUUCCUUCCAGGAGAAACAAGUUCAUCCUAUAAGAGUGAUGAAGAUGAUGCUCCGAUCAAGAGGUGUCCGAAGUGCAAAGUCUAUAUCGAACGUGAUGAAGGCUGCGCCCAAAUGAUGUGCAAAAACUGUAAACAUGCCUUCUGCUGGUACUGCCUGGGGUCUCUGGAUGAUGAUUUCCUAUUGAUACAUUAUGACAAAGGACCUUGUCGCAACAAACUUGGACACUCCAGGGCAUCUGUAAUCUGGCACAGAACACAAGUGGUUGGUAUUUUUGCUGGGUUUGGUCUGUUGCUGUUGGUGGCCUCUCCCUUCCUCCUUCUGGCCACUCCAUUUGUCUUGUGCUGCAAAUGCAAAUGCAGCAAGGGUGAUGACGACCCACUGCCUACCUAGUUGGCCGGCUGUUUUCUAUUUGGAGCGCUUUGUUUCUAUUCACCAGCACUGUUUCAGCCUUACCUGGUCCAUCUUGCUUUACAGUACCAGCUCCAGUGCUCUGCUUUCCGGAAAGGCAUUAGAGACUGGAUCAGUUCUGAAAGGAAGAGUGCAGAGACAGAACGAACAUCAGUUAAGUGGCAAAUAAAAUGUACUGUGAAAGGUCCCUUAGGAGAAUCUGAACGAAAGGUGUCUAGCAGCACAGUUAUGGAAAGAGGUACAGGUGUUGCAAGGGGUGCUGGUAGCUAUUCAUUUUCCAGCUUGGACAAUGAUAUGGGGGAGGGGAAGCCCAACAAAAAACCCAGCACAAAGUUAUAGUUUCACUUUGUUUUUGUAUAAGAUCUCUGUGAAUCACAACUAAAUGAAACAGUUCCAUUAAACAAACAAAGCCAUCUUUUUUUUUUUUUUCUUUUUCCUUGAACCAUAUGAUAAAUAGUAGGAAGCAAGUGUAUUUUUAAAGUGUUUUACCUUCAUGUAUUUAACCCUUUUGAAGUGCAUUUUUAACCCUCAAGUCAGAAUGACUCUGAUACUGUCACAACAAAGAGACUGGCAUGUUUGUGUAAACUUGCUUCUAAAAGUCCUAAGGAUUAGGAAGCUUCACUUUACAGUCAGACUUUAUAGCUGACUAGUAGUAUUCACCCUACUUUUAAUUCUGAGGUUUGUUUUCAGUACAGUAACAGUGAUUACAAAGCUAAGCAUUGACGCACAUGUUGCUUAUUGUUUUUACAAUGCUAAGUUAAUCUGCAUUAUAUCAGUUCAUUUGGGUUUGAGACCUCCAAUUGUAAAUAGGACUGAAUAUUUCUAAAUAACGUUUGAGGGGGAGGGGGAGGGGGAGGGGAGGGUAAAAAUUCAGCACCAAUAAACUGCUCAUGCUUUUUUCCUCCUGGUUAUAUUCAUUCAGCCUACCCCAUCUGACCAAAAUACCUCUGUUUUGUUAACAAUCAAUUAAAAAAUAAAUAAAUAGAAAAACACAUUAAACACAGAAACAUGGGUCAUAAGUGCUGGUUUUCUGUUUUUUCUUGACGCAAUCCACCCUUUAAGUACAUUCUGUACAGUUUCAUUAGUUUAUGUAUAUACUGUACUGUGAAGACAUUUUAUAUGUUUGAAUUUAACCAGUCUAAAUCAUAUUAUUACUGCCUUUCGGUGCUGAUAUUGUAUUUACCUUUUAUUUAAUGAAAACAAGCAAUUCAUUAUGUAGGGUUGAAGGUCCAUUUUUGUUUAUUAUUAUUUUUGUUGUUGUUAUUAUUUCAAAAAUAACAAUACUGAUCUGUAUAGUCUAGUAUGUGCAUGUACUGUAUACAUCAUCUUUCUCAUCUCCCAUCUUCUGUUUUUAAAGUAUUUAAAGAUUUGCACAGUAUUAUUAUUUAGCAGACACCUUUAUCCAAGGUGACUUACAGAG